Messenger RNA from Ixodes scapularis (black-legged tick), 1254 nucleotides. RefSeq lists its product as uncharacterized. Bases 1 to 1254 code for a protein of 417 amino acids. The transcript is spliced from 4 exons. NCBI's taxonomy places the organism in Eukaryota, Metazoa, Arthropoda, Arachnida, Ixodida, Ixodidae. The record is from RefSeq and is a predicted model, not a curated record.
AUGUGCUCAGAAACAUUGAAUGGUUUUACAUAUUACAGCUCUAAACUUACGCUGCAUCACACUCUAACAUACUCUUGUUGUGUUUCAAAACUGCAGGUAUCAUUCCAUGGGUUUCCCAAGACGCCAUCUCUCCAAAAUGACUGGAUCAUUGCUGUGAAGAGGGCCCCGCCUUUCAACUUCGCAGGGGCAAAAGUUUGCUCAAGACAUUUCACUGCAAGAGAUUUCGUGUGCAAUGUUGCAAACGGCAGAAAAAUGCUCCACACUAAUGCCGUACCAUCUGUCUUCGCUUUUAAGAAGCCAUCAAAACAACGGAAGGCACCGAAGGUUCGGGAAGCCCUGAAGAAGGUAUGCCAUCCUCCACAACUGCAAGCCGAAAGAGCAAGUGCACCCAUUGACGAGGCCCCUGAGGACAUCAGCAUGGAACUCGAAGACGACACUGAAAACGUUCAAGCACAGCAGAUACAUCCAGGAGGUGCUCUACAGAAUGUAAACACAGAAAAUGAAAGGGACAAGGAGCUGCAGAAACUGCGAAGGCACAUUGCCUGCCUUGAGCAAGAACUUCUACAGGUGAAGAACAAGAACUACAGACUCGAAGAAGAAAAACAGCUGCUCAAGAUAUCAUGCAACAGCAUGACGGCCAAGCUGAGGAGUCCCCUUGACAAGGCAAAAAACAGCAACGACGACUUUCUUUUUUAUACUGGACUCCCAAGCUACAAGGUUUUUCAAGCCUUGUUGAAGUAUUUGGACCCCGGAGUGCAGGGAAGCCACAUACAGUACGGAACGUCGAGCGACGCAGUGACACAGAAUCGUUGGCCACCGUUACUCACAGUGGAGGAACAACUCUUCCUCACUCUAGCUAAGCUAAGGUUGGGUUUGUUCGAAAAGGACCUGGCCAACAGAUUUAACAUCUCUCAGAGCACAGUGAGUAGAAUAUUUUCAACGUGGGUGAACUUCUUGUUCCUGAGGCUGUGUGAACUGCGCUUGUGGCAGUCAAGAGAACUGAUCAACAGAAGAAUGCCUGAGGAGUUCAAGAGGUGUUACGGGUGUAUUUCUGACAAAGAGUUAGUGAAGAAGAGUGGGUUUCUGGAUUUGCCCUUUGAUGACAAUGAUUCUGUCAUGGCCGACAAAGGCUUUAAGAUCAGUGACUUGCUCCAGCCUCUGGGGGUGCGACUAAACCUCCCACCAUUUUGCUCUUCCAAUCACGCUUGGUCCACUUGCAAACCAAGUGUGGACCAUUUGUUGUAUACUUUCUAA